GCGAGGGAUCGAUCCUGGGAGGAGGGGCGCCUUCUCUUUUCGCCUCCUUCUGCCCUGCGGAACUCCCUGCCGCGGUGGGAGGGGAGGGGAGAAUCUAAGCGGCCCGCUCCACCUUUAGAGGCUAUUGUCUAACCAGAAGACAGACCUCUCAUCCAGCCGCUAUGCAGAGUGAGGAUCCCAAAGAGGACAAGAGCCCCGAGAAGAGCGAGGCCAUGGGCAAGGCCUCCGAAGCAGAGCCCGAGCAGCUUGCUGACUUCAGCACAGAAAUUAUGAGCGUCACGGAGAUGGAGCAGUCCCCGGAGAACUCUCCUGGCACCCCUCCCCAGGAAGAGGAGCCCCAGGACAGCGAAAUGGCAGAAGAAGAGGCCACAGCGACUGCUAGUCCUGUUGAGCCUUCAUUCCCUCCUGAGUUUGAGAAGUUCUGGAAAGUCGUUGAGACAAACCCGCAGGAUUUCACAGGCUGGGUCUAUCUCCUGCAGUAUGUAGAGCAAGAGAACCACUUGCUGGCUGCCAGGAAAGCUUUUGACAGUUUUUUCACACACUACCCGUAUUGCUACGGUUAUUGGAAAAAAUAUGCGGACCUUGAGAAGCGGCACGGCAACAUAAAGCAGUCGGAUGAGGUGUACCGGAGGGGGCUCCAGGCUAUACCUCUUAGCGUUGAUCUCUGGAUCCAUUACAUCAACUUCCUCAAGGAGACUCUGGAUACCAGUGACCCUGAAACUGUUGGGACCAUUCGAGGGACCUACGAGCAUGCCGUGUUGGCCGCAGGGACAGAUUUCCGCUCUGAUAAACUCUGGGAAAUUUAUGUCAACUGGGAAAACGAACAAGGUAACCUGAAGGCUGUCACAGCCGUCUUUGAACGCAUUCUGGGGAUUCCAACGCAGCUGUACAGCCAUCACUUCCAAAGGUUCAAAGAACAUGUCCAGAAUAACUUGCCCCGGGACAUUCUGACCACUGAGCAGUUUGUUCAGCUGCGGAGAGAACUGGCAUCUUCUGCCAACAGCCACGGUGGAGAGGACCCACCGCCUGGAGAUGACCUCCCUUCCGGAACAGAAGAUAUAACAGACCCCGCUAAGUUAAUCACUGAAAUAGAAAACAUGCGCCACAGAAUUAUUGAGAUUCAUCAGGAGAUGUUCAAUCACAAUGAGCAUGAAGUGAGCAAGCGGUGGACCUUUGAGGAGGCGAUAAAACGGCCCUAUUUCCAUGUGAAACCUCUGGAGAAAACCCAGCUGAAGAACUGGAAAGAGUACUUGGACUUUGAGAUCGAGAACGGCACUCACGAGCGCGUGGUGGUCCUCUUUGAGCGAUGCGUGAUCUCCUGUGCCCUCUAUGAGGAGUUCUGGAUCAAGUAUGCCAAGUACAUGGAGAACCACAGCAUCGAAGGGGUGAGGCACGUCUACAGUCGGGCUUGCACGAUACACCUUUCCAAGAAGCCGAUGGUCCACUUGCUCUGGGCUGCCUUUGAAGAACAGCAGGGAAACAUCAACGAAGCCAGAAGGAUCCUGAAGACUUUUGAAGAGAACGUUUCUGGACUGGCCAUGAUCCGUUUGCGCAGAGUGAGUUUGGAGCGGAGGCACGGGAACUUGGAAGAGGCGGAGCACCUCCUGCAGGAAGCCGUGAAGAACGCCAAGUCGAGCUACGAAGCCUCCUUCUUUGCCGUCAAACUGGCGCGGCACCUCUUCAAAAUCCAGAAGUCCCUCCUGAAAGCUCGCAAGGUGCUCUUGGAGGCUAUCGACAGAGACGGGGUACGUUCCUUCCUGAAGGUUUGCCGGAUAUCACAGUGCUUCUUGAGGGGCUUUUGUGUUGGCAACUGUGAUGACUUGUGUGACUCUGCAGUGCGCAUUGAUGUGCCAUGGAGACGCCAGUCCCUCUAAACUGAUGUUGCCUGCCUGCCACUCCCUCGCAAGGAGAGGUUAGCUGCUGUCACUGGAAGCAAGAGGGGGCCUGAUCCCAGUUUCAGGCAGCGGCCUCCUGCUGUGAUUAUGGUCUCUUGGUCCCUUCAAACUCUGAAGAUGCUGCACCUGUUACCUACCCUGUCGUAGGAGACCAGACUCCCUGAUAAUCUCAGUCUGAAAACACUUGUUCAUUUACUCCAGUUGCAGUCUUUGAACUGUGUAUUUAUUUGAAAGGUGGUUUUAAUGGGAAAAAGGAGAAAGAUCUUUAGGGGAAGGUGAUGUGAUCAUAACGAUAAAGAAUUCUGCCACAAUGUCCCCCUUCCCGUUUACUGGAAUGGCCCCUCAAGGC
Molecule: messenger RNA, 2244 nt
Organism: Sphaerodactylus townsendi
Lineage: Eukaryota; Metazoa; Chordata; Lepidosauria; Squamata; Sphaerodactylidae
Gene: PRPF39
Product: pre-mRNA processing factor 39
Exons: 10
Coding region: 162-1874 (570 amino acids)
Biological process (GO): mRNA 5'-splice site recognition; RNA processing
Cellular component (GO): commitment complex; U2-type prespliceosome; U1 snRNP
Molecular function (GO): protein binding
Source: RefSeq, a predicted model, not a curated record